AUGGGAAGAUCUCCUUCCAGUGAUGACUCUGGUCUCAAGAAAGGUCCUUGGACUCCUGAUGAAGAUGAGAAACUUGUCAAGUUUGUCAAAAAACAUGGCCAUAGUAGCUGGAGAGCUCUUCCUAGACUUGCUGGUCUUAAUAGGUGUGGGAAGAGUUGCAGGCUAAGAUGGACAAACUACUUGAGACCUGACAUCAAGCGAGGGAAAUUCUCACCGGAUGAGGAACAGACUAUCUUGAACCUUCAUGCAGUUGUUGGAAACAAGUGGUCAACGAUUGCAAACAACUUACCUGGGAGAACAGACAACGAGAUCAAGAAUUUCUGGAACACCCAUUUAAAGAAAAAGCUUAUUCAGAUGGGAGUUGACCCAAUGACUCAUCGGCCAAGGACCGAUGUCUUGUCCGGUUUAUCUCAGCUUAUGUCUCUCUCAUAUAAUCUUAGUGGUUUUGUUGAUCAAGAGCAAACUAUGCUGAAACUCCAAACCGAGAUGGCCAAGCUCCAAUUGUUCCAAUACCUCCUUCAGCCACCUUCCAUGUAUAACAAUAUUAACCCUAAUGACUUUGACACUCAUCUCAGUCUCCUUAACUCUAUUGCCUCUACCACCAGCAAUAAUCUCGACCUCGGUUCCUAUCUUCAGGACUUCAACAGCUUAACAUCCCUAAAAACCUUAGAUUCCAACAUUGGACCAUCAUCUGUUUUCCCCCAAAAUCUUGAUGACAAUAACUUCAAGUUCUUGAAUCAAAGAGAAAACCUACUUGUAUCUCCGAUCUGGCUCUCGGAUCACUCCAUCUCAAAUCAGAGUUUGUUACCUUCUCUUGAUCCUUCAUGUUCUCUGGCUGAUGAUAUGAUUAGAAGCCAAUAUGUUAUUGAAGAUGUGAAUAGCAAUCUCACCUCUUCAAGCUGUCAAGAGUCAGGAGGAGCUUCAGCUUCAGCUGCAUGGCCUGAUCAUCUACUAGAUGAUUCCAUAUUUGCCGACAUUCCUUAG
Messenger RNA from Eruca vesicaria subsp. sativa (arugula), 984 nucleotides. Lineage: Eukaryota; Viridiplantae; Streptophyta; Magnoliopsida; Brassicales; Brassicaceae. The record is from the annotation of a GenBank genome assembly.